Messenger RNA from Schistosoma rodhaini, 1538 nucleotides. Lineage: Eukaryota; Metazoa; Platyhelminthes; Trematoda; Strigeidida; Schistosomatidae. The record is from the annotation of a GenBank genome assembly.
GGGACGUUAAUUUACCUUAGACGAGUAUCUACACUAGAUACCCUUCCAGUGUCUAUUCUACAGGAUUUCAACUACUCAGAUCAAAAACACAUUAUUAGCCUGACUAGAACGUAAGUAUAUUUCCACCGACAAUAACCAAUAAUGAUAAGAGUGGGGAACUAUAUAACUCAUCUUGUACACCUGUCAGACUAUCUACUAGUCAUUAUUUUUCUCGCCCACACAUCAGAUACUGUCGAUCAAGUUGCGAUCAGCCCACUACUCUGAUUGGACAUCGUGUGCUGUAUGCUGAGCUUUCACAUAGUUGGAGGUAGUUGACACAGCCCAGAAUGUUGGUUUCGUGAGUUAGUUAUACAAAAUCUUUCAUGAUUAACUAGUCUGUAAUUUUAAUAUAGUACGAUGAACAACAGACAUUUGGUAGUUAUUUGCUGUCAUUUUUAUUAUCUGCAGCCUUACAGAGGUGGCUAAUGAAUGCAAAAAAUUCAGUGGACGAAGAUGGCAGAUCGGGUACAAAUCUAUCGGAUACUUUCGAUGACAAACAGGAUAAUUUUAGAUUAUUUAAAGCGUAUAAAGAAGGUCAGUUGGAUUUGAACAUUUUAAGUACACAGGAAGCAAUAUCAGCUGCGACCGCAGCAACAGUUGAUAAUACUACGUCAUCAAUAUUAACAUCGUCAAAAAACGGCCAACAAGAUGAGCCUUCUUCAAACCAAUCUUGGUGUGCACCGCAGUCAUCAUCUAGUGAAACAAAGCAAUCAGUAUCUCCUAAUAAGCAGUUUACUUUAGGUUCACUUUUGAAACCUAACUUGAUAAGUAAUAUUGCUAAACCUGUUUGGGAAUCUCAGCCGCCAUCUGUAUCACGCGUUCUUGUCUCAUCUGCUGACUCAACGGAAGAAAAUAAGAGAAUACAAACAGGACCAAUUUUAAUUUCUGGAAAUGCUAUCCUUGUGAAUCAGCGUCAGAGAGGUAAUCCUGUUUUAAAACAGAUACGUAAUGUUGCCUGGGAGUAUGCAGAUAUUGAUCCGGAUUUUGUUGUAGGAAGAAAUAAUUGUAUAUAUUUUCUAAGCUUACGUUAUCAUAAUUUAAAUCCUGAAUAUAUAUUCGAGCGUUUACGUCAAACAAAACAGCAUUAUCAAUUAUCUGUACUUCUUGUUCAAGUGGAUGUACCAGAUCCAUAUUAUCCGUUAAAAGAGUUAUGUAAAAUUUGUUGGACUGAGAGAUUAACCUUGAUGUUGGCUUGGAACAUGGAGGAAGCGGCAAGAUAUUUAGAAGCUUAUAAAGCCUUGGAAAACAAGCCUCCAGAUAACUUAAUGGUAGAACCAGCCACACAAACAGAUCAUAUCGCACAGGUUACAGAUUUCUUAACUUCGGUUCGACGUAUAACAAAAGCUGAUGCUGUUUCAGCGAUGAAAAAGUUUGAUACGGUAGCCGACAUAAUACGAGCUGAUCAAUCAACUUUGGAGAAGUGCCCUGGUUUCGGUCAGCUUAAGGCCCGUAAACUCAGUGAAGUUUUCAGAAUGCCAUUUAUAAAGAAAAAUUCAUGA